Messenger RNA from Penicillium manginii, 1953 nucleotides. RefSeq lists its product as uncharacterized. Gene Ontology annotation, biological process: transcription by RNA polymerase III. The record is from RefSeq and is a predicted model, not a curated record. Lineage: Eukaryota; Fungi; Ascomycota; Eurotiomycetes; Eurotiales; Aspergillaceae. Bases 1 to 1953 code for a protein of 650 amino acids. Gene Ontology annotation, cellular component: transcription factor TFIIIC complex. Gene Ontology annotation, molecular function: protein binding. The transcript has 4 exons.
AUGGAGCUGCGGAUCAAAAUGGGUCUCUUUCGCUUAAAGAUGGGUGAGGAGCACCAUGAAGAAGCACUGCAUCAUUUCGAAUGGUUAAAUCCAGAUGACACUUCAGAGAAUGCCCGCAUUUUUGACUACGGCGAUCUUUUCAGAGAGGUUGCUGAUGCCUUGCAGAACGUUGGCUUGUUUCAAGAGGCCUUUAGGUUUUACACACCGAUUCAACAAACCACUGAACAUGCGGACCUCGGCUAUUUCAUGGCAAUGGCGAACUGUUGCGUGGCGUUGGGCAAAAUGGAAGAUGCAGAAGCUUACUAUCUUACGGUGGCUGAAAACGACCCAAGGCACAUGGAAUGCCGUGUCAGACUGGCGACUCUCUACGAGGGUGACUUUGGCAUGAAUGACGAGGCCCUGAAGUAUAUCAACGAAGCCCUGUUGAUUGGUCGACAGGAGGGCAGAGCUCGGAGAAGGAAGCGAGAUGACAAUAGGCUUGAGCAGCUCGCUAUUGAGUUCCAAAAGGCCCCUCGCUCACCACUGACCGGACCCGAACAGACAGGAAAUGGAGAUCGUUCCCAGAUUGCACAGAGAAGAACAGACGACAUCCGAUUCCUGUUCGAUAAAUUGAAGGAUCUUCAUCCCUUCAUCAAAGAAGGCAACUCCGAUGUGAUCGAAGAUUGGCUUGAUAUCGCUGAUGCUCUUUUGCGAGAUUUCAGGACUAACCGAAUUUUCUAUCCUAUGGCCCGGACGAUGGAAUUUCAGGGAUACACUGGCGACUCACAACGAAAGGGCAAAAAAGCUCGUACAUUGCUCGAUGAAGCGCAAGAGAUAGCCGUACGUUUACAAAAAGCAAUGGGCGACGGUACUACCGAGGAGGACUGGUCGGAUACCAUUCCAACCGAUUACCAUGGCAUUCCCUUCGAUGAAUGGCUCGACAUAUUCCUCGAGUAUUCUCUUCUUACGACCAAGCAGGGUGAUCCAGAAGAAGCAUACGAUGCACUAGAUGGAGCAGCAACUGCAAGCAUUUGGUUUCAUUCCAAACCAAAGUCUCGAUUGAUCCACACCUGCUGGUUUACCUGUGCACUUCAUGCCCAAGACGAAGAAGCUCUCGCUGGCGAGGCUCGGUGGUUCAUGAAGGAAUACCAGUUUGUGACAGAUACCUAUCGCUUAUUCGCAAUGCUGAGCAACCUGGCUGGCGAUCCCCACAAAUCUCUAUUCCACUCUUCCCCAAACAUGAAAUUCAUGCUUCGUCAGAUCAAAGCUAUGGACUUCACCAUACCGGGAGAUACCUCAAAGCCCCAGCCUCGACAGUCUAUUUGGAAAGAACGUGCUGCCCUAUCUACAAAAAAUGAUGCCGGCGAACUCAUCCCGGCCGAGGAACUGGAUGUCGCCCUCCUCGUACUCUACGGCCAUAUUCUUUAUUCCGGAAACAGCUUUUACCCGGCUCUGAACUACUUUUUCCGUGCAUACGCUCUGGACGACAAAAACCCAGCCGUCCUUCUCUCCAUUGGACUAUGCUUCAUCCAUCACUCUAUCAAACGACAGGCUGAAAAUAGGCACUACCUCAUCAUGCAAGGCCUGUCCUUCAUGGACGAAUAUCGUCGCGUUCGUGAGAAACCUGAGACUCCUUUGCAGGAGAAGCAAGAAAUGGAGUUCAACUUUGCACGUGUGUGGCACAGCCUCGGAUUGCUUCAUUUGGCAAUCAAUGGAUACCAAAAGGUCCUCGGCCUCGGCGAGAAAAUCCAAAAAGAAAACCAGCGGUUGGUCGAGAAUCAUGCGGAUGGCGGUGGUGACGACGAUACGGUGAUGGGCGAGGCAGAUGCAGCUCCCCGAGACUCUUCGCAAGAGCCACGGCGCUUUAUUGAGGACUUUUCUUCCGAAGCUGCCUAUGCCCUGCAGUGUAUUCAUGUUCUCAGCGGAGAUUCGAAGACCGCAAAGGGUAUUACCGACCAAUGGCUUGUUGUUUGA